Molecule: messenger RNA, 921 nt
Organism: Acanthaster planci (crown-of-thorns starfish)
Lineage: Eukaryota; Metazoa; Echinodermata; Asteroidea; Valvatida; Acanthasteridae
Source: RefSeq, a predicted model, not a curated record
AUGGAUCAACCGGUACCAAACGAAGCCCAUCUCCGCUCCAAGGAGUCCUUCACCAGUCACACCGUGGUCAACAUGAGUCAGCGCGCCCUCUCCGCAGACGAGACCAAAGUUCUGUCACGAGGCAUGAACUUUGCCCUAGUUCCCCAAUCGUCACCCACUGAAGACAUCAUCCAGCACACCGAACCGAUCCUCCGCCACCUUGACAAGUCCGCAUAUGAUGAGAUCCGCCUGCAGGUCCAUCAAGCCCUUCGGAAACACAAGCCAGCCAAACCCAACAUCUCAAAGCAGGAACAGGCAGCCAUCAAUUCAAUGCGUCAGGACAAGACCAUCCACAUCCUCCGUGCAGAUAAGGGCAACGCCACCGUCAUCAUGGACAAGACAGAGUACGACAGUCUCAACAAAUCUCUGGACCGGGCCACUGAUAAUUGCCGCUCUGAUAUGCGCCGCAUCGACUUUCGCACCCCCUACACUAAGUCCAACAUCUCCAAAGCGGAGCGGCAAGCCUUGCGUUCACUCAAGGAUGCCGACUUUGUUAUCAAAAGAAUUGAUAAAGCUGGUGCCACGGUGCUCUGGCAUAAAGAUCUCUGUCCAGACCUGUUGGAGUCGGAGCGUCAACUUUCCGACCAUCGUCUGCCGAAGGCUGCCCUCUACAGGACACCAAUAUCGUUCUCUGAAAAGAUGAUGCCCAACUUUACAGUGCCGGCACCGUUGCUGUACAAACGGUAUAUUGAUGAUAUCAUCGGUGCUACAAGGGAAGAUGUUCAGAAAUUCAUUGAUUAUGCUGAUAGCCUUCACCCAGCCUUACACCUCACCUCAGAAAUUUCCAAUGAAACCGUCACCUUCCUCGGCAUCAAGUUGUCCAUCAACGGCAACUCACUCACCACAUCCGUCCACAACAAAUCCACUGACUCGCACAGCUAG